AUGUUUAUGGAUUUCUAUUAUAUGUCUGUUUGUAAGCAAUAUCAGUAAAACGUCUUAUAAUAAAGAAGCGAUAAAAAUACUAAACUAAAAGGAGUAUCGAAAGAAUGACAUGAGUGUAUGAAAUAAAAAUUCGUUUAUAACAAAAAAAUAAACAUUAUAAUAUUAAGAAAUAAACAGAACAGAAAAAAAUCCGAAUUUUAAUCAAAUUGUCAUCGACUUGAUUUUUAUUACCCAGUCUACAAUCUACAAUUAUGUUGGUCUCCUGCAAAUGUUUAAAUUUUAUUGCGGUUAUCCAUAGCCAACAACUGCCGGCUAACUCUGCACGUGAAGCAACGUCUGUCUUUGGAAUAAAAUCUAAUAAUGGUACGGUUGCAGAAGCAGCUAAUUCCACCCAAUGCAAUAAUUAUAACGAAUCAACAACUUUAUCAGAUGCUUUAAGGAAAAUAUUUCUGCAAAAAUAUCCAAGGAAUUUUGUAUUCUAUUCCAGCUGUAUAGAAUUUUUUAAACAGGCAAUUGGCCCAGUGACAGAUUUAAGUGUAAACAGUAUCAGCCAACGUGAUUUGAUAUAUAGCUUGACCGUGGAAUUAAAUGAAACCGAAGCUUGGCAACUGAUUAUCUGCAGCAAUUGCAAUAUGGUUCUAUGUGCUAAACAACUAACCGACUCUACCAGCGGUGUUACAUCGCAACAAUAUCUUGUCAAUUGUGCUUUACUGACAAAUCACGACGAGGUGUCGCGCAAGCGUUGCGAUAAAUCAUUUUCCGAAACCUUCGGUAUACUUAUUAUCGAUCAUGACAAUAACAAUAAUUAUAAUGAACAAAAUGCUCAUAAUUUUCCAAUGGGCUUGUUGUCCACAUCUUUGGCUUCAGCAGCGAAUUUGGACUCAAAACUGAUGCGUCAAAGACAAUUGCAGUGCAAUUUACAGCAACGUUUGCAGCAAGAGAUAACUGAAACAGACGAGCGUAUACAACGAUACGCGGAACAACAAUUUGCUUUAUUAAAGAGCUUUCGCGAGAAAUCCGAACAAGAAUAUCAAAUGCUUAUGAAACUCAUUCAUUGCAUUCCCGAGCAACAAGCCAAUGAAUGGUUAGAUCCAAUACCACCACUUUUAGAGUUAAACGGAAGCAAUACGCUUUUUAGCUACGGUUCAUCUCGCCGCAAUACGAUCUCCAGCCGUCGAGAAUUGAAUACAGCCCCUAGUACCCCGAUCACGCCCCAGCAACCUAUGAACAUUUUCCCAUCUAAUGUCGAAAAAGGGACACAAAUUGCCAUGACUUCAUUAGUGUCGCCGAGUGCUGCAGACAACAAUAUGGACCAAGCGUCAACUGUUGUCAGCAGUACCAUGUCGAAUCGAAAGGUUUCCAAUUUCGAUACACCACCUGAUACUCCCGAGGGUGUUUCGAUGAGUGUGGGGAAUAGUCCUACAUUUCGUCAACAGCAACAACAACAACAACAACAACAUCAUACAGUUCAGGCUAUGGGCCAAAACACUUUUCAACAACAAGUUGCCACCCCCACUUUGGAAGCUGCCGAUGAUUGUUUAUUUGAGCUAGAAGGCAUAGAAAAUGCAACAACUAAUCCGGAUGAUUCAUUUUUAAAUACUACGAUCUCGGCGAACAUUUUGCAAAACUUGUCAUCGCCAUUACGCUCUAAUAACAGAUCUAAUGUUGCGCAACAACAACAUCAAAGUAAUGUCAUGCAAAUGACAACGUAUGGAUUUCAACGUAACUUAAGCAUUACACAAAGGCAACAACAGCGCGAGAAUCGUAUGAGUGACCUAUACGAAAGUGAUAGCGCUGAAGAGGGCGAAGAUGCCUUAGAAUUGGACGUAUCCUCGCCUAUGGUCAUGCAAACACCACCCGGCAGACGCAUGUCCUCCUCUAAUAACGGUGCACAAAUGAUGAAUUUUGCCAAAAGUUUGCCUAUAGAAAUUGCCCACUCUCCAAUGGCAAGCGAUCGCAAUUGUAUAGCCACCGGUGCUGAUAAGGACGGAAAGGAAUUGGAUAAUAACGUGGAUAUAGCAGCAAGCAUUAAGGCUUUGGCGAAGAGUGUGCACGGAGAGGCUGUUUUUGGAGAAUUGCCACGUCCCCUUUUGCGUUCUCAAAUUUAAGGCAAUAUUUAAUAUUUUUUACGUUUUUUAAAGAAAAUUUUUAGAAU
Messenger RNA from Glossina fuscipes, 2155 nucleotides. RefSeq lists its product as uncharacterized. Bases 252 to 2108 code for a protein of 618 amino acids. The record is from RefSeq and is a predicted model, not a curated record. Lineage: Eukaryota; Metazoa; Arthropoda; Insecta; Diptera; Glossinidae. Gene Ontology annotation, cellular component: cytoplasm. The transcript is spliced from 5 exons. Gene Ontology annotation, biological process: negative regulation of protein kinase activity; negative regulation of TOR signaling; neurotrophin TRK receptor signaling pathway.